This is a messenger RNA of Puntigrus tetrazona (Sumatra barb), 2193 nucleotides long. It is a transcript of the gene sfrp5, whose product is annotated as secreted frizzled-related protein 5. NCBI's taxonomy places the organism in Eukaryota, Metazoa, Chordata, Actinopteri, Cypriniformes, Cyprinidae. Gene Ontology annotation, biological process: canonical Wnt signaling pathway; negative regulation of canonical Wnt signaling pathway; non-canonical Wnt signaling pathway. The coding region runs from base 271 to 1203 and encodes 310 amino acids. The record is from RefSeq and is a predicted model, not a curated record. The transcript has 3 exons. Gene Ontology annotation, molecular function: Wnt-protein binding.
CCUAUGAGUCCACUGGCUUUUAUACACUAGGUGCACUUGAGUCAAGCUAGAGAAGAGCUGAGCUCUGAGAUCUGCCACUGCUGCCUGCUACCAGGAGUUUAAGCGCGUUGAACCGCAGGACAACAAGAAGGAAACAGGGAAAAGCCCAUCGCCUUUUUGGGCUUUUUCUUUUCGAAAGAAACAACAACAACAAACAAAAAGGAUUAAAAUUCAACUUUUUGAACCACCUCCCCCAAUUCCUCUUCUGAAUUACACCAGGACUUUAAAAGCAUGGCAGAGCAGAAGAGGCAGGUGUCUCUGACCCAGGCUGUGACCUUAGCGCUGGUUCUGCUCACCUCAGCCGCUUCGGCAGAGGAGUACGACUACUACAGCUGGCAAUCGGACAAUUUCCACAACGGCCGCUUCUAUGCCAAGCAGCCACAGUGUGUGGAUAUUCCAGCUGACCUGCGGCUCUGCUAUAAUGUGGGCUACAAAAAGAUGCGCCUGCCAAACCUACUGGACCACGAGACUAUGCCUGAGGUCAAGCAGCAGGCGGGCAGCUGGGUGCCCCUUCUGGCAAAGCGAUGCCAUGCUGACACGCAGGUGUUCCUCUGCUCUCUUUUUGCUCCAGUGUGCCUGGACCGGCCCAUCUACCCCUGCCGGUCUCUGUGCGAAGCGGUGCGGGACAGCUGCGCUCCGGUCAUGGAGACCUACGGCUUUCCCUGGCCAGAGAUGCUGCAGUGUGAGAAGUUUCCUAUCGACAAUGAUCUGUGCAUUCCCAUGCAGUUCUCAGCUGGUCACGCCACUCAGACCCCAGUUUCAAAAGUGUGUCCACCCUGUGACAACGAGUUGAAAGCAGACACCAUAAUGGAGCACUACUGCGCCAGUGAUUUUGCACUCAAGAUGAAGAUCAAAGAGGUGAAAAAGGAAAAAGGUGACCGCAAGCUCAUCGCCGCGCAAAAGAAGAAGAAGGUUCUGAAGAUGGGAAUACUGAGGAAGAAAGACCUGAAGAAGCUCACGCUAUACAUCAAGAAUGGAGCCAACUGUCCCUGCUCGCAACUGGACAAUCUCGGGAGCAACUUCCUCAUCAUGGGCCGCAAAGUGGACCAACAGUUACUGCUCAUGUCCAUCCACAAGUGGGACAAAAAGAGCAAGGAACUCAAGUUUGCCAUUAAAUACAUGAAGUCUCAUCAGUGCCCCACCUAUCACACGGUCUUCCAGUGACCAAUGACUCUUCUGUCUAUAGAGGGCCCUGAGUCUUCAAAUAACUCUUUCAGAGACCGUAUCCAUGUCUAAUUCCAACAGUUAGUACAGAUGUAUUUCAUUACUCAAGAAAUGGCUUUUGGAAACUGCUUAGGACUUAAUUCAUCAUCAAGUACAGCUACGUUCCGUUGGCAACUGUAUCUACAUAAAAUGUAUUGUUUAUGCAGCAAUCAGUACACUUAUGAUGCUCACGCACAUUUUAGCGAUACUUUCCUGGUUCCCGCAUUCAGAGCACAAGCUAUGGGACUUUUUCGAGAAGACCUUGACAACCCUUUCAAUCAAUGUGAGAAAAACAAAAUUGUGAAGAGCUUUAAAGAGUGCACUCGGUUAAUGAGCACAUAUUCGAUUUCAACGGCCACUCAAACUAAUGAAAAAGAACAAACACAGUGCCAACUUGUUUUUAUUUGUAUCUUUUAUUUUGUAGAUAAGGAAUAAAAAGUUUUUAUUAUAUACUAUGAAGACACAUUCGUAAUCAUUAGCGCCAGGAUGGGACGUGACUCCGGUUUGUGGGAGGUAAGAAAGCUGAUGGGAUUGUAGAGUGUUGGUCAGGACGGCGGCCCAAAUACUUCAACCGCAGCUCUGUGAGCAAGUCUGGACCAUUUCUCGGCUCAACAUAUCAGCCAAGCUUAUGACAGACUCUGGACUCAUUCGGUUUGGUUGGUGAGGUGUUUGUUCUUGUUUUCUAUACAGUAUGCGUUAUUUUUUAGUAAAAUUAUUAUAUAUUGCUACAAAUAUACAUACAUGGUGCAAAAAAAUCCUUGCAACAUUACAUCUGAGUUCACUGUAAUAAAAGUUAAAAUCCUGUGUUGUUUGUGACAAGGAUAUUGCCAGUUUUUUAUUUAUCUUCAGGACAUUCAGUUCACCCAAAAAUGUAAUUCCCCUCAUUUACUCUCCCUUUAGUCAUCUCAUAACUCUGAAUAUCACAUAAAAGGAGAAAUUUACAGUGGAAAA